UGUAGCUUUAGCCAUGCACUUUGGAUUACUGUCCUGUAGUGGAGUAGUUGGGUUGUUGCUACUACAUGUGGCGGGAAUGGAGCAACCAGACCAACCAACCGAGAACAUCGAGUCUGCGUUCUGCAGGAAUGGCCAGGAGAGCCCGGAGCCCGUACCUGCACAGCUCACAGGCACCAUCCCACCGUGGCUCCAGGGCACACUUGUGCGUAAUGGACCCGGGCUCUUCUCUGUGGGAGAGACGUCCUACAAACACUGGUUUGAUGGAAUGUCCCUCAUUCACAGCUUCACCUUUAAGGACGGUGAGGUGUUCUACAGAAGCAAAUUCCUGAAGAGUGACACGUAUAAGAAGAACAUUGCUGCUAACAGGAUAGUAGUUACAGAGUUCGGGACCUUGGCCUACCCUGAUCCCUGCAAGAACAUAUUCUCUAGGGCCUUCACCUACCUGCUCAAUGCCAUCCCAAAUUUCACUGACAACAACCUCGUGAACAUCAUACGAUACGGAGAAGAUUACUAUGCUUCCUCAGAAAUCAACUACAUCAACCAGAUUAACCCCUCAAAUCUGGAUACUGUAGGAAGAGUCAAUUUAAGGAACCACAUUGCAGUGAACUUGGCUACAGCUCACCCUCACUAUGACGAGGAGGGGAACACCUAUAACAUGGGCACAUCUGUUAUGGGGCUGACUGGUCCCAAGUAUGUGAUCUUCAAGGUUCCUGCCAACGCAACAGAUUCAGCAGGGAGUAAGGAACCUGCGCUGAAUAAGUUGGAGCAGGUUUGCUCCAUUCCCAUGCGCUCCAAACUGUUCCCCAGCUACUUCCACAGCUUUGGCAUGACUGAGAACUACAUCAUCUUCGUAGAGCAGGCCUUCAAACUGGACAUGAUCCGGCUGGCCACAGCUUACUACAGAGGAGAGACCUGGGGCAAGUGCCUCACGUACGACAAGGACGAUGUUACGCUGUUCCACCUGAUCAACAGGAAGACAGGUAAGGCUGUGCACACCAAGUUCUACGGAGACGCUUUCGUGGUCUUUCAUCACAUCAACGCCUACGAGGAGGACGGCCAUGUAGUGUUCGAUCUGAUCACGUAUGAAGACAGUGGGCUGUAUGAUACGUUCUACAUGGCGAAUCUUAAUCAGGACUUUGAGAAAGACGAUAAUAUAAGCACUCCCACCCCGAUCUCCCAGCGAUUCGUCAUACCUGUGAAUGCUGACCUCAAGUCAGCUCCAAAAGGCACCAACCUGGUGAAGCUGGAGGGCACGUCGGCUACAGCUGUGCAGCAGAAGGACGGGUCUCUGUAUCUCACCCCUGAUAAACUGUUUGAAGGUGUGGAGUUACCUGGAAUAAACUAUCAAUACAACACAAAGAAGUACAGAUACUUCUAUGGCUCCAAGGUGGAGUGGACACCAAAAAUAACAAAGGUUACAAAAGUGGACAUUCUAACCAGGGCGUACCUGGAAUGGACUGAAGAGGAGUGUUACCCGUCUGAGCCAGUGUUUGUGGCGUCUCCUGGUGCUGUAGAGGAGGAUGAUGGUGUAAUUCUGUCGUCUGUUGUGUCGCUCAAUCCCAAAAAGUCUGCCUUCAUGCUGGUUCUGGAUGCCAAGACUUUUAAAGAGAUUGCUCGCGCCUCUAUUAAUGCCUCUGUUCACCUGGACCUGCACGGCCUUUUCAUCCACGACCAGCCUUAACUCACACAGCCACAAGAGAGCGCUCUCUAACAACCACUCAAUAUCAGUCUGUUAACACUCACUAAUUACUGCAGGGAAACUGAAUGUUUUACACAAUGCAAUACAAUAGUAAUAUACCCAACAAUAUUACGAAAUAUUAAAAAAGAAUAAUUAUACACUUUAAUACAGUAUAUAAACAGUGUGGAUUGUAUAAUAUAACCUCUAAUGAUGGAAUAACAAAGCAGGUGGUAUUAGGUGUUAACAGUCUGGAGAAGGGGGCUGGUGAAAGACUACUACAUGAGGAAGGAAUAUUAUUCAUAGUACUUUAUAAUGACUACAUAUCUGAAUCUCUGCCUUGUACAUUUAAUUUAAUUUUAAUUACAUACUUUUAUUUUUUUUAUGUUAAAAGUAUAAGCAAUAACAAAGUACCUUUUCUUCAUUCUUUACUUAAACUGUGGUAAGCAAAUUUGCACUAAACUGUACAUUUUCUAAAUUAUUUAAUUUAAAAAAAAUCUAUAAAUCACAUGAUUUAUAUAAUAAAAAAGGCACUUCAUGUUUGAAGGUGAAGAUGUUGUGCAAUUUAAUUCAACAUGGUUGGUUGACUCUUGAAUACAGUAAAUAUGUUGAGUAUCACUGUACUUGAACCCUGCUAAAUAACACUGACACAUUGUGUUGAGUAAUAAAACAUAUAUAUAUACGGUACCAGUUAAAAGUUUGGACACACCUUCUCAUUCCAUGUUUUCUUUCUUUUCUUUAUUUAAUUUAUUUUCUACAUUGUAAAGACAUAAAACAAUUAAGGGACACAUAUGGAACUACGUAGCAAACGGUAAAAAAAAAGUGUUUGUCCUCUACAUUAAUCUCCUGAUCUAAAGCUGAUGAACUAAGAUGGUGAUUUGAGGUGAUUUGGGAUGAGCUGGAGUAACUAUUGUUCAGCACCACUAGAAACUCCUUCCUUAAAGACGCUGAGAAAACUAUUCCAGGUGAUUCUCCCUCAUGAAGACACUGAUAUUAAAAUACCAAGAGUGUUCAGAUCUGUCCCCAAAGAUAAAUGUGCUACUUAGAAGAAUCUAAAGUAUAGAACAUAUUCUAGUUUAUUUAACACUUUUUGUUUACAGAAUAAUUCAGUUCUGUUUCUGUAUAGCUUUAAUAUAUAGUCUUCAAUAUUAAAUUAAAAUUAAAAGUUAAUAAAAAGAAAGAAAACUCUAAAACUCCAAACCUUUGGCUGAUACUGUAUACACACAUAUACACACAUAUAUAUAUAUAUAUAUAUAUAUAUAUAUAUAUAUAUAUAUAUAUACUCUGUAGGUGCUACAAUGUUGAAUAACUUUGUGGGUGGUAAUGAAUGCCUUCUAUGACAUGUUGCCUACUGUAUAUACUUAAAAUGACAUUGUUAUGUAACAUGUUUCUAGUAAAACGGGAGAAUUUUAUGAUUCCAGAUCAUAUGUUCGUUUAUGUAAAUGUCUUGUUUAUUUUGUCUACGUUAAUUGCAUAUUUUUGUCUGUAAUAAAAGUAAAAACUUUUUAACAUUAAAGAAAUUUGAUAUCUUG
Molecule: messenger RNA, 3207 nt
Organism: Astyanax mexicanus (Mexican tetra)
Lineage: Eukaryota; Metazoa; Chordata; Actinopteri; Characiformes; Acestrorhamphidae
Gene: bco1l
Product: beta-carotene oxygenase 1, like
Exons: 12
Coding region: 14-1681 (555 amino acids)
Biological process (GO): retinal metabolic process; carotene catabolic process
Molecular function (GO): beta-carotene 15,15'-dioxygenase activity; carotenoid dioxygenase activity
Source: RefSeq, a predicted model, not a curated record